Spathaspora passalidarum NRRL Y-27907 is the source of this 3691-nucleotide messenger RNA. It is a transcript of the gene CHS8, whose product is annotated as Chs8p. The transcript has a single exon. Lineage: Eukaryota; Fungi; Ascomycota; Pichiomycetes; Serinales; Debaryomycetaceae. Gene Ontology annotation, cellular component: cell periphery; cell septum. Gene Ontology annotation, molecular function: chitin synthase activity. The record is from RefSeq and is a predicted model, not a curated record. Bases 1454 to 3148 code for a protein of 564 amino acids.
UCAACACAUCUUUCCCUACAGCAUGUCCAAGUUGUCUCCUUCUCAAAUGGACAUCUUGUCUGAUGUUGACGACGAACUCUUUGAUAACGACUUUAGCCCACCUGGGCCAGGCGGUGCUGUGCCACCACCAUUAUACCCCUCAGCAGCCACCACUACCUCCCUCACCAAUACCAACAGAUUAAACUCUCGCAGAUCCUCAUACAACAAUAUAAGUUUCUACAAUACCCCUUCCCACUCACACUCACAGCUGAACCCCUUCAACAGUCCCCCUGGUGGCUUCAGUCGCUCGCACCACCAACAUACUCCAAGUUACAACGAGUUCGACGAGUACUCAUACAACUAUGAAUACUUCAACCAAGAUCCACCACCACCUUCCACCGCUAACUCCCUGCAAAACCAAUCACAGCCUAAAAGAACUAAAACCGUUGCUUUCAGGGACGUGGAACCAGAAUACCCUCCAAUCGCUUACAGCCCCAGCAAAGUCCAAUAUGAAGAACACGACUUUGAUUUGGAAGAUCAAGCGGUACCGUUGCUGAAUCUCCGCCGAUCAAUGACAUUUACCGGUGGUGACUAUAUGAUCAACCCCUUGCAGGAUGCUGAUGACGACGACGAUUUGGAUCCGUUCGGUGAUGACGAAUCUUUGUUCUCCGACACCGGGGAGGAAAUCGUUAGACGAGGAAACACAAUUAAAAGAGCAGGCACUCUUCGAAGAAAAAACACGUUGAAAUCAAAAACUUCGCACUUGGCCGAUUCCGAUGACGAAGAUGAUGAUUUCAAACCAAAGUUGACCUACACCAAGACCAUUAAGAAAGCCAGGUUGGUCAACGGGAACUACGUUAUUGAUGCUCCUAUCCCCCAGGCUUUGCUUGACACUUAUGGUAAGAAAAUCGACGAUGGUGGUAGAGAAAUGUCGUUUAUGAGAUAUACUGCUGCUACUUGUGGUCCUUCAAAUUUCACUGCCUUCAACUACAAUCUUAGACAAGCAAUGUACGAUCCACCAAGAGAAACGGAAAUUAUGGUUUGUAUCACCAUGUAUAACGAAGAUGAAAUAUUGCUUGCUCGUACCCUUUAUGGUGUUUUCCAAAACAUCAAGAAUUUGUCAAGAAGAUCCGACCCAACUUGGGGUGACGAUUCCUGGAAAAAAGUCGUGGUUUGUAUUGUCAACGAUGGUCGUUUGGAAUUAAACAAAAGAACCGAAACUCUUUUACGUGCCCUUGGACUUUUCCAAGACGGAUAUGCUAAAUCCAAUAUUAACGAUAAAUCAGUAAAGGCUCAUAUUUACGAAUAUACUUCCACUGUUGGUAUUGAUGUUGUCAAUGAUCACGUCCAUUUAGGUCCAAACUCGCAACCAGUGCAAUUUAUUUUCUGUUUAAAGGAAAAGAACAGCAGAAAGAUUAAUUCUCAUAGAUGGUGUUUCCAGGCAUUUGCGCCAAUUUUGAACCCUAGAGUCAUUAUGUUAUUGGAUUGUGGUACCAAACCUUCCAAAGACGCUUUUUACUAUUUAUGGCGGGCAUUUAGAGAUCCUAAUGUCGCUGGUGCGUGUGGGGAAAUGAGAGCUUCUCUUGGUCCAAACAAGAAAUUGUUGGCAAAUCCAUUAGUUGCAGCACAAAAUUUCGAGUAUAAGAUUUCCAAUGUGUUGGAUAAACCCAUGGAAUCGGUAUUUGGGUUUAUUUCUGUGUUGCCAGGUGCGUUUUCAGCAUAUAGAUAUGAAGCUUUGUUGAAUGUUAAUGGUCAAGGUCCAUUGGAAAAGUAUUUCAAGGGGGAAUACUUGCAUCAAAAUACCCAAGUCAACGAAGAUGAAGAAGAUGACGAAAGAGAUAUCAAAGAACGUAAUUUCCAAGAAGCCGGUAUUUUCACAUCAAAUAUGUACUUGGCCGAAGAUAGAAUUUUGUGUUUCGAAUUAGUGGCUAAAAGAGAUCAUAAUUAUGUUUUGAGAUAUGUUAAUGAAGCCAAGGCAGAAACUGAUGUUCCUGAAAGAAUUGAUGAAUUUGUCUUGCAAAGAAGAAGAUGGCUUAAUGGUUCCUUAUUUGCGGCCGCAUAUGCUGUGUUCCAUUGGACUAAGAUUUGGAAAUCUGAUCAUUCGUUAUUCAGAAAAUUGUUCCUUCAAUUAGAAUUUUAUUAUCAGUUGAUUACAAUUUUAGUCUCGUGGUUUUCCUUAGCUUCUUUCUUUUUGGUGUUUAGAAUCUUGACUGCUAACUUGGGUUCAGAUGAAAUGGGAUUCCCCGUAGGUAAAUAUCUUGCCGUGAUUUUCCUAUGGUUCUACGUUGGUUGUGUUAUUGUUACGUUUGUUUUGGCCUUUGGUAAUACCCCUCGUGGUACGCGGAAGUUCUAUCUUGUAAUUGCUAUAUUUUUUGCAGUGUUGAUGGCAUAUAUGAUGUUUGCCGCCAUUUUCCUUGCCGUUCAUACUGCUCAAAUGAUUGUUAAUCUGCAUAAAGAUGAUUUUAAUAUAACGAUGAUUUUCACCAAUGGUAAAUUCCGAGAUUUGGUGGUGUCCGUGGUGUCUACUUAUAUCUUAUAUUUUGCUGGUGCAUUCAUGUUUGGAGAACCAAGUUUCAUGUUCACUUCAUUUGCCCAAUAUGUCCUUCUUUCACCAACCUAUAUCAACGUCCUUAACAUUUACGCCUUCUGUAACAUUCAUGAUGUUUCUUGGGGUACUAAGGGUAAUGUUCAAGCUAAAGAUUUGGGUUCCGCCAAAUCUGUGGGUCAAGGUAGUGAUGAAUUAGUUAUGAUUGCACCUGGGGUCGUGGCUGAAUUGAAUGAAUCUUACUUGGAAACUCUUGAGAAUUUAAGAACCAUGGAACCAGAACCAUUACCAGUCAACAAAAAGAAAUUAAAGGACGAUGCAUACUAUGCAUUUAUUAGAACCAUGACUGUGUUAAUCUGGAUGUUGACUAACGGUAUUUUGAUUAUGAUUGUUUUGGAAACGGCUGGGGUCGAUACAUUUACUGGUGAUAGUCAAAUUUCUGCUGAUGGAUCCAUUCAAGGUAAUUCGAGAACUUUCUUGACCAUUAUCUUGUGGAUUGUCGCGGGGUUGGCAAUGUUUAGAUUUAUUGGGGCAUUCUUGUUCUUGGUGUUUAAAGGAUUUAGACCAUUAAAAUGGAAGUGGAGAGCUAGAAAGGAGAUUAAAAAGGCUCACAAGAAUGGUUAAAUAGUGUAUUUCAGUUUGUUUAUAUAUUUAUCGUGUAAAGUUCGUUAUUUGGACGUUAUGAACUAUGUAGAUGCUAUUAACCAGGGCAGAAGUAGUUUUCUAUCGUGAUAGAGCAUCUCUGAGGGACCAACUUUUCGAAGUUCUUUGAGCAAUUUGGAAUUACCAAAAUAAGCACUAUACUAAUAUGGUAGAUUUCCCCAAUCAUCAUUGUUGCUGAUGCUAUAACUCAUUAAAGACUGACUGACAGUUUUAAUCGGAGAAAACAAUUAGCUUUAACCUCCUUUAACUAAGGAUACCACCAGCAACACUGAGAGGGGAAAUCAUAAUCUAACUAUAUCGACGUCUCAUUUCAGCAACAACAAAUUCUUUCCAGAGGUAGUAUUCAAUAUAAACCCAAUUAGGCAGCAUAAAUGGUGCUAUAGGAAAAUAACAGCUGCUAUUUUGAUACAUGCGAUCUGACAUCUAGUCUGAGAUUAGCAUUCGUUUGCUUUUAACAUGAAGUGGUGAUCAUUUUCAAUUAACGUGAGUCUAAUAUCAGCAAAA